This is a messenger RNA of Anolis sagrei ordinatus, 1270 nucleotides long. RefSeq names its product solute carrier family 25 member 5 (gene SLC25A5). Gene Ontology annotation, biological process: mitochondrial ATP transmembrane transport; negative regulation of mitochondrial outer membrane permeabilization involved in apoptotic signaling pathway; mitochondrial ADP transmembrane transport. The record is from RefSeq and is a predicted model, not a curated record. Gene Ontology annotation, cellular component: mitochondrial inner membrane. Lineage: Eukaryota; Metazoa; Chordata; Lepidosauria; Squamata; Anolidae. Gene Ontology annotation, molecular function: ATP:ADP antiporter activity.
AUUUCAGCGCCUCGGUCUCAGUGAGCCGGCAGCAGCCUCUUCCUUCCCUCUUCCUCUUCGCUGCCCGCUUCCUUGCCGUCGAGGGGUGUCUCUUCCUGUUCCUCUUCCUGCUCCUGCUUCCUCUGCUUCCUCGCUCACCAUGACUGACCAAGCCAUCUCCUUCCUCAAGGACUUCUUAGCCGGCGGCGUGGCGGCUGCCAUCUCCAAGACGGCCGUGGCGCCCAUCGAGAGGGUCAAGCUCCUGCUCCAGGUCCAGCACGCCAGCCUGCAGAUCACGGCUGAGAAGCAGUACAAGGGCAUCAUCGACUGCGUGGUGCGGAUCCCCAAGGAGCAGGGCUUCCUCUCCUUCUGGCGUGGCAACUUGGCCAACGUCAUCCGGUACUUCCCCACCCAGGCCCUCAACUUUGCCUUCAAGGACAAAUACAAGCAGAUCUUCCUGGGCGGCGUUGACAAGCGGACCCAGUUCUGGCGCUACUUCGCCGGCAACUUGGCGUCCGGAGGGGCCGCCGGGGCCACCUCCCUCUGCUUCGUCUACCCGCUUGAUUUUGCCCGAACGCGCCUGGCGGCCGACGUGGGCAAAGCCGGAAUGGAGCGGGAGUUCAAUGGCUUGGGCGACUGCCUGGUCAAGAUCUUCCGGUCAGACGGCCUGCGGGGCCUCUACCAGGGCUUCAAUGUCUCCGUCCAGGGCAUCAUCAUCUACAGAGCGGCUUACUUCGGCAUCUACGAUACCGCGAAAGGAAUGCUUCCCGACCCAAAGAACACCCACAUUUUGAUCAGCUGGAUGAUUGCGCAGACAGUGACGGCCGUCGCUGGUCUGACCUCUUACCCCUUUGAUACGGUGCGGCGGCGCAUGAUGAUGCAGUCUGGGCGCAAAGGUGCCGACAUCAUGUACUCGGGCACCAUUGACUGCUGGAGGAAGAUUGCCCGCGACGAGGGGGGCAAGGCCUUCUUCAAGGGCGCCUGGUCCAACGUCCUGCGCGGGAUGGGGGGCGCCUUCGUCCUGGUCUUGUACGACGAGAUCAAGAAGUACACAUAAGCAGCGCCCGUCCCUGCUUCGUUUGCGGCGCCGCUCUCAUGGACUGCGUCAAAACUAUUUAUCAGUUUCCGCUGAGGUUUCCGCUGGUUGGCAGAGGGACCACAGUUCCGCUUGCCCCGAUCCGUCUUUCGAGUCAUUCCCCUGGCGAUGAUGGGACUCAAACUUCAUUUUUACUCAGUCACUCCCUGUUAAAAUAAGUUUGAGAGAAAUACCAAUAAAGUUUUAAAAGCUCUC